CCAUCCAAUCUUAAUUGACGAUGACGGAGAUUGAAUUCGAGUUUGGAAAGAUCUGAGCAUACCCAAUUAAAAAAAAAAAAAAAAAAAAAAUCCGAUUAUCAGAGCAGUUGUCGGUUGUGGGUAAGAGAAUGGCCGCAAAAGAAGGAGAAGGUGAAGAGUUUGUGUACAGAAUCAGUACAGCUCAAGAGUGGGAAGAGUUGCAGAAGAAUGGAUCUAUCUUUGGUGGAGACCUCGACAAGUCUACUGGUUGCAUCCACCUGAGUAAACUCGAUCAGGUGCAGGCAACGCUACAAAACUUUUUCCUAAACACUAAGGUGGAUUUGUACCUUCUCCAAAUUGAUGCUAAAAAGCUUGGGGAUGGAUUGAUCUAUGAACUUGUGGAUGGUUCAAAUAGCUUCCCUCAUUUCUAUGGCCCAUCCAAAAGUUUUGCUCCUCUCCCAUUAGAGGCAGUUGCAAAAGCAGAGAAAUUGUCUCUAUCAGAUGGUCGAUUCAGUUGUUGUUUCCUGAAUUAAAUGGUACUGCUGAGUAGCUUUGUAUUGGCUUUGAAUAUGAUUUCAUAACAUGUGGAGUAGGUGCAACAGGAAAUAAAUUGAGUUGGUUUAUUAUGUAUGUUAAAUAAUAAUUAUGAUGGUCUGUUUCCUGUGCUCAACAUGAUGGAGAACCACAAGGUCUUUCUAUGUGGAAAUUAACUUAUAUAUGAAUAAAUCAUUCACGCAUUUAUU
Pistacia vera is the source of this 722-nucleotide messenger RNA. RefSeq lists its product as uncharacterized. The coding region runs from base 129 to 512 and encodes 127 amino acids. The record is from RefSeq and is a predicted model, not a curated record. The transcript has 3 exons. Lineage: Eukaryota; Viridiplantae; Streptophyta; Magnoliopsida; Sapindales; Anacardiaceae.